CUUACCAUAAAUUGGAUCAUUCCAUUGAUCGAAGAUUCGAUCCGAACCAAACUUCCAAUGACAAACGUUUUCACUCGACAAUUUAUUCAAGCAUGUCAUUUAAGGUUGGCUUUACGGCACCAAUUCUCUCCUCUGUUGUCACGCAGCAUCGUUCGUGUAUCUUCCCCGCUUCUCGCAAAGAAAAUGGCAGCUGAGAAAACAUCAAAACUGACCAGUGAGGAAAGAGAUGAUGUCCUUGCUCCUUUGAUGAAAGAAGGAUGGACCCUUGUAAAAGGUAGAGAUGCCAUCUACAAGGAAUUCGUCUUCAAGAACUUCAAUCAGUGUUUCGGUUUCAUGACUAGAAUUGCUCUAAUGGCUGAUAAGAUGGACCAUCACCCAGAGUGGUUUAACGUCUAUAAUAAGGUUCAAAUCAAGCUGAGCACUCACGAAUUCAAUGGUCUUUCUCAUCGAGACAUUCGUCUGGCGACCUUCAUUGAGAAAGCAUCUAAAUCAGUUUUCGACUAGAACCAGUUGGGAACCGAACCCACCACCUUUUUUCUUUCUUUCUUUGCGAGGUUGUCUACCGCUUGUUGUUCUCACUUAACCUUCAUUUUCCACUCACGCCCAACACUUUGGAGUAGUAGGAGUGGUCACCGUGGCACUGGUGGUUGUUGUGCCACACGUUCGCCUCCAGACCCCCCAACCCCACCACACUCCACAUCCUAUUGGUAAGUCAAAACGUUUCGUAAAAUGCCACUCCGCUCCGCCCCUACAUUAUUUCUCACCUCUCCCCACCCACCCACUACACUUUCUUCUAUAUCAGGAACCAAAAAAAAAAAAAUUAAUUUUUGAAUAUCAAAGAUGUUUCUCCAUUUUGCAGCACAAAAUAGGCAAUGAUUAACAACAAAAGUUGAAUAAUAUUAACAACAAUAAUUUCUAACACACACACACACACACAUACACGUAAUAAUAAUAAUAAUAAUAAUAAUAAUCUCUUUGUUCCCAGUUGCCAAAAGUCUGUGUGAAAAAUAAAUGGUUUUGCAGUGGUGGCCAGCACCAUUCUGAGAGUCAUAGAAAUAGCAGCAGCAGCAGCAGUAGUAGUAGUAGAGUGACCAGUUUAAAACAUUUGCUCCAUGUUUGGUCAGAAGUUGUGAAGACCAGUGUCCACCUCCCACUCGUAUAUCUAUCACACACUGGCCAAUAGAAAGUUGUCACAUGACUAGUUAGUUCCCUUGUGAAUGAUCUCCCUUUAUUGAUCCAAACAUCCUUAAAUCCACUAACCGACCCUUUUCACUCCCUGGUCGAACAACGUCUGUUUAUCUAUUCUACAAAGAUUCAAGGCUAGCAGUGACUGAGUUUCAUUACUGCUGUAUAAAUCUUCAGAUUGGUUGCCAUUGUUUACUGGAAUACUUUCUUCUAUGUUAAACCUGUACUGAUUCCAUUUCCAUCGUGCAUAACUGGUGGCCAAUCUGAUGAAUUUCCCAUCAGCAUUUAUACAGAGAUGAUGAAACUGUCAGCCACUGGUGGAUUUUUAUACCUUUGUAGUAUAUAUAUAUAGACAUAUAUUCACUCUCCAAAGCUGUUUUAGUUUUCUAUUUCUUCUGUACCAUCAUUUAUUAAUGACACUGUAUAUGUAUGUAUGUGAUGUAUAUAAUGUGAUGUAUUUAUUUUCAUGAAGCAUUGUCUGAUACAUACAUACAUAUAUACAUAUAUAUAUAUAUGAAACCAUUGUCUGAGAUGUGUGUCUAUAUAUAUUUAUAUGAAACUGUUUUAUGAGAUGUGCAUAUAUAUAUAUGAAACUGUUGUCUGAGAUGUGCAUAUAUAUAUAUAUAUAUGAAAUUGUUGUCUGAGAUGCGUGUGUAUAUAUAUAAAAUGGAGAAAAACAUAGAUUAACCAGAACUUCGAUUGGACCACAUUUUAAAGCUUGUUUAUUGAUACAAUGCAAAACAACAAAGCUAACACCUGUUUCUAAUCCGAUUACCAGAAUGCAGUCUAUACAUAAAUGCGCUCGACGUAUAUAGUAUCUCUGCACACCAGUGCCUGGAGAUAACACAGGAAAUGGAUGCUGAUAGUAUAUAUGGAUAUUUUAUCCCUUAGUUAGUUACUACAACCGCUAAUUCUAUUUAUAUAUAUAUAUACAUAUAAUUGUUUUGAUUAUAUUUUUAUUAAGGUCAAAACAAUGCAAGUUAUAAAACAUGAGCUGAUGGUUAGUACUAUUACCUGGUAUUUCAAUCCCCGAAAAGUUGGGGCCUCUUUAGGAAAUUUAUGGAGCAGAGACAUCAGCUAUUAACACCAUUUCUCUGGAAAUUUCCUGAAGAAGGGCUUCUUGCCUUGAAAUAUUGAAAUACCAGGUAACAACACUAAUCACUGAACUUGGUUAUUAAUUGUAUAAUUAGCAUUGUUUUGGCUUAGAAAAAUAUUUAAAACUUACAUAGUGUGUGUAUGUAUGUAUAUAUAUAUAUAUAUAUAUAGUCACAAUGAGGAUAUUUAAACCUCUUAUAGGGAUAUUUUUAUCCAAGAUACACUGGUUUAAUAUAUUAAAUCUUGAAGAGAUAAUUCUUCAACGGAUAUAAUGUAUGGAAUAUUGUAAAAUGCCAAACAUUUUUAUUGAGUUAGAAAACAUAGAUUUAAUGGAUACAAAUUAAUUUGUUAAUUAAUCAACGUAUAAAUGAAUUUGUAUCUGUUAGAUCUCUGUUUUCUAACUCGAUAAAUAUAUACUGUACAAUAUGUGUGUGUAUAUAUAAUAUACUGUACAAUUUGUGAGUGUUUAUAUAAUAUACUGUACAAUGUGUGUGUGUAUAUAUAUAUAUAUAUAUAUAUAUAUAUGUUCUAUAGCCAAACAUACAUACAUAUGCACAAUAUGCUUACACACAGACACAUGAAAUGCUUAUAAAUAUAUUUGUAAAAUGUUUAUAAAAAUAUAUAUUUAUCUAUAGAUGCAGAUAUAUAUAUAUGUGAUGAUGAUGAUAAAAUCUUCAAAUGAACUUAUCACUGACAAUCUCACUUUAACAAAUGUUAUCUUUAAUUGGUCAGAAGUCAAUCAAACCACUUAACAUUUGACCAUUUCCCUUUUAAUAGAUAUCUCCCCAAAUGUCAGGAAUUUCUCAAGCCACUGACCACUCCACUCAAGGCGUGUCCCUCAGUGGUCUAACCUUUGUCUCCUCCUUUAGUACAGGAAUAUUCUCCAUGGGUCAAAGUGUAGUCAGAUUUGAUCCAUUGACCGUUUCUCACAUUACAUUUAUCCCUAGUGGUCAGUGUUUACUGACCAUUCACACCAAGCAAAAAUACAAAAUGCUUCUCCCAGUUAUUAGUUGUUAUUUUACACAACCAUCUAAGUACUGAUAUAUAUACAUACACAUAUAUAUAUAUAUAUAUGCAUAUAAACAUAAGUAUAUGUAUAUAUACGUGUGUCUAUAUAUAUAUACAUAUAUAAAUAUAUAUACUUAUAAACAUAUAUAUAUAUACAUAUAUAUUCCCCUCACACAUAUAUAGUCACCGGAGAAACACUGACCAUUCUUAAGAUGUUUUAGUUCUGUCCAAAAUCCAAAUAGCUGUAUUUUUAAGGGAAUAAAAUUCAUUGCAAAAUAAAUAAAGAAAUAAAAAUAAAAUAUAAUGGAUAUACAA
This is a messenger RNA of Octopus bimaculoides (California two-spot octopus), 3603 nucleotides long. Its product is annotated as putative pterin-4-alpha-carbinolamine dehydratase. Lineage: Eukaryota; Metazoa; Mollusca; Cephalopoda; Octopoda; Octopodidae. Gene Ontology annotation, molecular function: 4-alpha-hydroxytetrahydrobiopterin dehydratase activity. The record is from RefSeq and is a predicted model, not a curated record. Gene Ontology annotation, biological process: tetrahydrobiopterin biosynthetic process.